Molecule: messenger RNA, 676 nt
Organism: Capsaspora owczarzaki ATCC 30864
Lineage: Eukaryota; Filasterea; Ministeriida; Capsasporidae
Exons: 4
Coding region: 84-647 (187 amino acids)
Source: RefSeq, a predicted model, not a curated record
UGGAAACAAAUCCAGUUGCUUUUUUUCAAUUCGUUUUUGCGUUUAUUGUUAUUCUAUCGAAUCACUCCUCGUAACUUACAAAGAUGACGGAACGCAGACGCCGCGCUGGUGACUUGGACGAGUCGACUGAGCGGCUGCUGCAGAAUGACGAUGACAGCAACCACGGCCACAGCCACAGCCACGGCCACGGCCACUCCCAUGCCAACCCAGUCUCACUCCGCGAGCCGUCGCAUCGCCGACACGACCCGCUUGGUGCGCUGCCGCCUGCGUCGCCCGGUCAUCCCACCAUUGAAGGCGUCGUCUGGUUUGGCCUCGCGUUGCUCAUCUACCGGUUUACAAACUUUCCUGAAGUCAUCAUGUUUGACUCGCGCAUUCGCAGAUCUUACCUGCAUUUCGGACUCGCGUUGAUGGGUGUCAAUGUGCUGAUUUCUCUCUACCUCGUCGUGUACCUGCGAUGGAUUCGAAAAAGCCAAGCUGCGUGGGAGGUGGAAGCGCCGUACGCCAUUCCUAUCAUCACUGCGUGUGGCGUUCUUGCUGCAGUUCUACUAUCGAUUGCGAUCUGGCCUGUCUGGGGCAUUUUGUCGCCGUUCUUCCUGUUUGUUUUACUAAUGGGACUUGUGGUUGUGCUGCGGCUUCUGCCGUUUUAGAAUAAAUUCGUCUCUCUUGAAAACCCAAA